CACGAUGACUGGCUCACGGAUGAAAGCUACUUUUUGUAACUAUUCAAUCUCAUGUUAGAGUCCAUUCCAGCUCAAUUCGUCUUGCAUUGGAAACUCGUCCCAAAUCAUUCGGUAAUUCCAGAUUUUCUCACUUCUCACAUCGCAUCCAAAAUAAGCGGGACAACUUGCGGCGAAGAUAUUGAAAAUGGCAUCAGAGAUUGAGGACAUUCAGCCAGCACCGAUAGCGCCAGGUGAUCACGCGGGGUACCUCCAAUAUGCGCUCUCGCUGGCAAAGCAGUCACCACCGAAGCCAACAAAUUACAGAGUGGGAGCGGCCCUCGUCAACCCCGCCACCAAUACAGUCGUCUCGACGGGUUACACGUUGGAGCUGCCAGGUAACACGCACGCCGAGCAAUGCUGCUUUAUGAAGCUGGCCCAACAGCACGACGUUACCGAAGAGGAGCUGGGCUCCGUCAUCAAGACGCCUCUGGUACUCUACACAACCAUGGAACCGUGUUCGACGAGGCUCAGCGGCAACCUGCCCUGUACCAAGAGGAUCCUGCAACUGCGGUCUUUCAUCAAGACCGUCUACGUUGGUGUUCAGGAGCCGGAAAAGUUCGUCAAGGAUAAUACCGGACGGAGCGCGCUCGAAAGGGCGGGUGUCGAUUUCGUGCACAUUAAGGGGCUCGAAGGCGAAAUUCUCAAGGUGGCUACGGCGGGCCACGUCAAGCCUGCCCAAUAG
Molecule: messenger RNA, 721 nt
Organism: Colletotrichum scovillei
Lineage: Eukaryota; Fungi; Ascomycota; Sordariomycetes; Glomerellales; Glomerellaceae
Product: cytidine and deoxycytidylate deaminase zinc-binding region
Exons: 1
Coding region: 185-721 (178 amino acids)
Molecular function (GO): catalytic activity
Source: RefSeq, a predicted model, not a curated record